CUUAAACAUUUCACUCUGCGAAUGAUUUAUAGACGGAAUUAGAUAUUUAUGAUUAACGUAUGUUUAUUUUAUUUAAGAUAUGGACAGUGGUCUUUAAUACCUGUACACAGAGUUUGUGUUUUAGACUCAUUUUAACAGUUAGCAGACGGGUGGCUAAAUGUUUUAAUAGCUAACCGUACCUAGCUGGCUAACGUUGCUAGCUGGCUAACGUUGCUGUUACAGAGGAGUCAACAAGAGGUCGUUGUUAGCUCAAAGAACCCAGUUAGAAGUGGGAAAAAACAGCUGUUUUAGGUCCGUUUGUUUAUUUUUGUAAGUGUUUUGUCUUUUUUACUGAAAAGGUAACUCUGUAAGACAAAAUGCACCACGUCAAGAUAAAGACAGAAAAGCCAGAUUUGGAAAGCACAGGUGCCCGUGGGAGGUUGGAUGCUGUGCUGAAGGGACUUGUAGAAAAGAGUGAAAAUGAAAGAGAACUGAAUGAAGAUUCUGGAAAGUUGUCGGUGGACUCUUUGAACAAAGAUUUGUCUCCAACAUCUGCUGGAAAAAGACCUUCUGUAAGAUUUCCACAGCACCGGAGAAAGAAGCGAAAGGAAAUGGAUGAGGGCUUACCAGAGACCAAUCAACAUAAACAGAAUUCAUACAUUAUCAAGUUGUUUGAUCGUAGUGUUGAUUUAGCUCAGUUCAACACCAGCACCCCACUGUAUCCAAUCUGCCGAGCCUGGAUGAGAAACAAUCCUUCAUUUAGGGAGCCAGCUACAUCUCCAAGCUCCCCCCAAAGUGUAACAGAGGAUGAGGUCCCAGAUAUGAUGAAUGGCAAAGGUCAGAAUGUGUACCGGCUCCCACUACCAUCUGCCUGCCCAAUUAGCCCCACUGGUGAACCCAUUAAUCUCAGGAUCCCUCAGACUGAGAAACCAACCAUUUCCAAGUCGACAGAUGUCCCUGUAUCAGGAGCUCUAAUCAGUGACCACAUGGAACGCUGGAAAAAAAUAAGACAAAAAUGGAAGGAGUGCUCCAAUAAGAACCAGCUGAGGUACAGUGACAGCAUCAAGGUUCUAAAGGAAAUGAAGGAGCUGUAUGACAACUGACUGCCUGCCUCGCCACUGCUCGCUGCUCAAUGAAAUCUCCAUAGUGGGAAAGGAGCCAUGGAUUUAAUGUUUUCACAAGUAGAAAAGCAAAAAACAGCAGCAGAACUUUGAACCUUAUCAGAAUUUAUGCCCUUUAAAUUACAGAAACUUGAUUGUUCUAUUUUCUCUCUUGAAGUGUGAUGUAGUAGUUGAACAUUUUGGUCAAACAAACUGUAAAUGACUAAAUGAAUUACAUAGAAGGUUGUAUGUUUUUUUUUUUUUUUUCCAAACGCUCAAAAAUACAUCCUAAUAAAUUCCAAAAUGAUUUAAGUCUAUUGUGGUGUAUUUCAAACAAAUACAAAAAUAUCUUAUUCAUCCCCCCAAAAAAUUAUGCUGAUAAAACUCAUAUUUUGGACUUUCUUGAACAAGUUAUAGAUAUUAAUGGCUAUACGCACUAGGGAGGAAGGAGAUCCUGUCUGCCUCCGGUCUUUAUUGCAGUGGGUCUUGAGAAACCUCUGACUAAAAAAAGUCAGAAGAAAUGGAUGCUAAUUUUUGGAAUAUUGAUUUAGUUUUUUAUAAAAUCAGUUUUAGAGGAGCUCCCAGGCUGGAGCUGCUCUUCUUUAUUAGCUAGUCAUUUUUUCUGAUUCUGCUACCCCAGUGGAUUAUAUUAGAAUAGAAAACUCUUCACAGCAGAUAUAUAGAACAUGCAGAAUCUUGCUGCAAAUGCUGAAUGACCUAAGAUUAAAGUCCGCUCUUGUCCCUUAUUGUGGAUGACUUCACAGUUCCGUCUCCAGUUACUCCGUUGUCCAGGAACACUGGUAUUUGCAGUAUUAUCAAUUCCACUUCUCCUUCCAUGAUGGUAAUAGUCUGAACUGUUCUUUUUCUUGAAUUCAAAUUCAGGCUCAGAUGAUUUUAAUCAUACCAUGCUACAAAUUAGUUCCAGUUCCCCUUUCUUUACAACCAAAGACUUUCAAGGAAUGGAUGCUUCUGUAUAUGACAAGAGUCAGUCUCGCACUGGAAGUCGGAGGUCUACUGAGUAAAAAUGAAUGGUGAGACCAUUUAUGCAUAGAAAUGGGUAAAUAAGAUUUUCCUUCAAUCUCAAACUGUUUGUAAUGAAGUCUUUGAUCCAGGCGAUUGUUGAUGCCUCCAUUAAUCAGGUUAGUCAUAUUAUCAUGUUUGUUCCUAGUUGGAUGUAAUUCACUACCUCCAGAACAGGUGUGCUCAAAAUCUACUCUCCUGCAAGUUUUUUGUCUGCACCCCAAUGCACCCGAAUCAAAUAAGUGCCUCAUUACCAUAACUCUGCUGAGCUAAAUGAGUGGAUUGCGCCUUUAGAUUCAGGUGUGUGAGAGGAGAGAUGCAUCUAAAAGUUACACAAUGGCAGGUCUUGAGGACUGGACUUAAGCACCUCUGCACUACAACAAGCACUUCUCCUCUAAACCAGCAGGUGGCAGCAGUGAGAUCAUGUGGAAUGUCUUACAUUGACAUUUAAAGUUAGUAUGUUAACAAAAAACUGACAACAAAAAUACAGCAAUUAAUGAAUAACAACAAUAUACUACAAAUAAAGAGGAUUAACAGUCCUUAAAGAAAUAGAUCUGAUGUGGGAGAGUUUGUCUAUGCAUUCACAGAGUCUUUUAUAUAAUUAAAAAGAAUAACUACUCAUUAAAUAUAUUUCGUAGAACCAUACAUUAAACAGCGUCAAUAUAUAGAUGUGUGAAGCUUUUUUAGGGGGCUUAUUGAAGCUAUUAGAAAAUUGGGUCCGUCCUUAGAGAUUUGUUUGGAAAGUAUAGAUGUUUUGAACGUUCACUUUCCUGUUGUUUUGUUGUUCAAUAUACAUUGAUCCUAAACUUGUUUUGGCAUCUUUGGGUUUUUGGCCGCUCCCCAGUCCAUAAUUGUCCCUGACUGACUACCCCUCUAAAAAUGUUCAUGAACCACCCACUUAUUAUUUUAGCCUUUGGAGAGAAAUUUCUGUAAAACAAAACUUUGAUCUUCACCCUGCGGAAAUAGCGUUCUUUUAAAAAGAAUAGCAGAAUCAAACAGGUAUUCCAGAAUGCAGCUAAUGUGCAGUUCUACAGUUAGGUAUUUUUAAUGUAUGUUUUAUUGUUUUUAUUUUUAUUAUCAUUUUUUUAAACCAUUUUCAUGGUUUUAUUUGUUCAUUCUUUCAAAUAGUUAUUUUUGUCUUUUGUAGAUUUUAUGCUGGUGUUGGAAAAAGUGCCAUUUCAUUGUAGUUCUUGCAAUAGAGUGUAAUGACAAAUUUACAUCUCAUGUUUAAAAAAAAAAGUGAAAGAAAAAAAAAGAUGGUUGAUUAAAUAUUUAACAAAUGCACGGGUGUUAUGUAAUGAUUUUUAUCUCUUGGAACUUUUUCUUCCCUUUCUGUUUAACAUAAAUGAGAAACAGCGAGUGGGGAAUCCCCCCAAAAGCAAAGAUUUGCAUUCAUUAUCUUUAACAAAGCUGCUUUGGUAUCAGCUAACGUUUCUUAAACCAAUUGAAUUGUUGAAUUUUGGUUUUGAUUUCUCUUAAUUCUCACCAGUUUGUGUAAGCAAAUGGUGCUGCUCAUUGCCUCUUUGCAGUUUUUAUUUUUGUUUUGUUUUUUGCAAUUUGGGUUCUCUUGUACUAACCUCACCAAAGGUAUCUUUUAUCUGUACUGUCGACUGCAAGGUAAUGCAAUGACUCUCUUGCAAAAGUUCUCUUACUCCACUUAAAGAUGCUGUAAACAUGUAAUUUACUUUAUUUCAUAAUUCAGUCAACCUCCAAUGUGUUUCAGUUUAGUGCAUGCAUAUUUAACCCUGAAUAUUCAACGCACAUGUAUAGUAUUUGAUCAGAUUCUUCAGGUUGGAUUGUCUAGCUUGAAAACAGGAAGUCGAGUACUAACCAGUGUGGUUUGCUGUAAGAUAAAGACCUGUAUAGCGUGUGCACACUGCCAAUAAAUUUGAUCUGUAAAA
Cyprinodon tularosa is the source of this 4000-nucleotide messenger RNA. RefSeq names its product lin-37 DREAM MuvB core complex component (gene lin37). Gene Ontology annotation, cellular component: Myb complex; transcription repressor complex. The transcript has 9 exons. NCBI's taxonomy places the organism in Eukaryota, Metazoa, Chordata, Actinopteri, Cyprinodontiformes, Cyprinodontidae. The record is from RefSeq and is a predicted model, not a curated record. Gene Ontology annotation, biological process: negative regulation of transcription by RNA polymerase II. The coding region runs from base 357 to 1082 and encodes 241 amino acids.